AUGUUCCAACUUCACUCGGAAUUACAAUCUCCUACCAUUUGGCAGGAUCGAGACCCUCCAGACAAGAGCACCCUAGCUACCGGUCAGGAGGAGAGGACGAUCGGCAAAAGAGAAGCCUCAGCAGAACUCUCGAUAGGUCGAGAAGCGCAGAGGCAUAGCACCCGCCAACCAAUCGAUCCCCAGACAUCGAAACCCUUAUGCAACGACCUCUCUCAUGCCGAUCCUACUAUUCACCUCCUUAUUCAGAAGAUCAACUGGAUUGAGGAAGAACAAAACCAGACUUGGACACCAACUUGGGGAAAGUUAAAACAAACUUUCCUCAAUCAUUUUAUGAUACAAAUCGAUCGCCUUUACUUUGCCGAUGACCUUUACACCAUCCGGCAACAAGACGAUGAACCCUUAAGGGAGUAUGCAGCCAGGUUUAGCCACGAAUACUUGUGA
Molecule: messenger RNA, 441 nt
Organism: Prunus armeniaca (apricot)
Lineage: Eukaryota; Viridiplantae; Streptophyta; Magnoliopsida; Rosales; Rosaceae
Source: the annotation of a GenBank genome assembly